GCGAGAGAAGGAGGAAGAGGAGGAGGAGGAGGAGGAAGACGCGCUAUAUGCGUAAGGCACCAGGCACGAGUGCCAGGACCGUGUGCGAGAGAGUAACCGGCUGAUAAACCGGGCAGAAGGCGAAGUGAGAGAGGAUAGGGUGGCCGUGCCGUGCCGCGAGAGACCGAGAGUCGCCAAGAUGCAUCUCCACGGUGGUCUGAUGCUGUUGCCGAUCCUAUUCAUCGUCGCUUCCUGCCCUUUGACGCUGCACGCGCGAAAAGUCGCACCCUUGAUAGAGGACGACUGGGCGAGGAGACCGCAUCGGGCCGCCGAAUGCACCUUCGGCAAGCAGAUUCGCGAGCUGGGCUCGACAUGGUUCGCGGACCUGGGACCGCCCUUCGGAGUCAUGUACUGCAUCAAAUGCGAGUGCAUACCGGUGCAAAAGAAGCGACGGAUCAUCGCGAGAGUUCAAUGCCGCAACAUCAAGAACGAAUGCCCGAAACUCACGUGCGACGAACCAGUUCUACUCCCGGGCCGAUGCUGCAAAUCCUGUCCCGGUGACUUCAACGCAGACAUAGCGCAGGAUCUGCCGGCGCAAUUGACCUCGGAGGAAGAGGAGCGCAGUCUGAAACAUUUCGGUACUUUGUUAACGGGCAAAACGUCGCAGUCCCUGCGUCGCGACGAGCCGAGUCCGACAACGAUUUACAACAGCGCGUACAACUAUCUGGCGACCGGUCGCUUCACGUUCCACCGCAAGAACAUCUAUUACUCGUUCUAUCUGUCCGCGUCGACGCCUCGGCCGCGCAGCAUACAGUUCCUCGACGGGUCCAGCAGUAUCCUCGAGGAGCAGGUGAUCGAUCCGGUCGGUGGCGCUUAUCAGAACACGACCGGCAAGCUCUGCGGCGUGUGGAGACGCGUGCCGCGCGACUAUCGCAAGCUGCUGCGCGAGGAACGGCUGCACGUGUCCUUCCUCUGGGAGCCCUCGGCGAGCCUGACCGGCCAGCUGUCGCGCUACCGCGCGCUCUCGACCGAGCAGUUCUCGUCGCUCCUGGAGCCGGCGAUGGGCGUCGACCGGUCGUUGAUGUCCGGCGCGGGCGCGACGGCGAUCGUGUCCGCCUCAUCCGCCUCGGCGCCGUCAAUUCACGUGUCCCUCAUCUUCAACGGGCUCUUCCUGCCGAACGACGUGGCCGAUGUUCCGUUGAUCGUUCAGGUGGAACACCACGAGAAGGAUUACGUGGUCCUGCGCGAGGAGAUAGUUGUGAAGAAGCCAUCGAACGAGCUGAAUUACGGCGAGGUUCGCAGCGCGAUCUCCGGGACCGAUCUGCGUCUUCUGACUCGGGGCAAGUUGUCGAUCAGUAUAAUGUCCCGCAAAGAUCCGCAGGCUGUCCGACUGAUCGGCACGGUCGGCCCGCGCGCGACCUGCGACAUAUAUCAGACGUUGCUGCUGUCGGAGUCGCCGUCCGCGGCGACAGGAUUGGCUUGGGCCUUUCUGGACCGUGUCGGCGCGUUACGCUACGGAGUGCAAUUGCUGGGACUCGAGGAGGAGAGCCCGCUGGUGACACUGGUGGACGAGGGCGGAAAGCGGAGGAUGGAACUCGAGGAUCUGACACCCUCGUUGGUCGGCGGCCAAUUCGCGAACGGCUCCUUGGACCGACCCGGACCACGGCUGCUGCAGCCGCUCUUCAACGAGGAGCUCUCCGUAGUCGCCGCCAGCCACCUCGGCUCCAUGUUGCGCGGCAGACUCUUGGAGAGACCCGUGGCGGACGCCAGAGACACGGCCGCGCCCGUGCUGCUGCGCAGAUUGGUCUGGGAUCCAACAAUGCAGUCCGGACCGGUCGGCUUGAUAUGGACCGCGGUGGAUCUGGAUUGUUCCUUGCACUACGAGCUGGAACUUGCCGGUUUCUCCUCGUCCUCCUCUCAAGAAUCGCGAACGUUCCGUUUGUACCUGGAGACGAUGCCAAUGGUGGCGCAGGGAGCGCCCGUCGCCAGAAGGCUCCUCGAGGAAUUCACGGGAUACUCCCUGGAGGGCUCGGUCACCGGACUGUCGACGUUGGAGCUCUACAGGAUCGAGUCGGGUGUCGCUUUCUUCGAGGUGACGGACAAGCAAUCCACCAACAUCCUGAAGGCACCCUUCAAGGCGAGGGCGCCGAUCAGCUGCCUGCCGCAUUACGCCGACAACGACGUUGCCUCGGUGGUGGCGUACAAUCUGCAGCCGCCCAGGUCGGACAUCGAGACCGGCGCGUGCUUCCACGAGGCCAGAUUCUACGAGGAGGGCACGCAGUGGACCUCGAGCUCGAAUCCCUGCAAGAUGUGCCAUUGCUAUCGCGGCUUUGCGCAAUGCGACACGGUGCCCUGUCCGACAAUCUCCUGCGGAUCGGGAAAGCAGCUCAGGCAACCGCCGACCGGUCAUUGCUGCCCGAUAUGCGCAGACCCAAUGACCGCCGAGACUAACGCCACGACCAAGAACGCCACGAGAGGUUGCACGUUGGCCGGGCAAUAUCAUCUCGCGGGAUCAUCCUGGCAUCCGUAUCUACCACCAGCGGGCUUCGACACUUGUGCAGUUUGUACCUGCGACGCUGUCACGCUGGAGGUGAAAUGCCCGCUGGUGCAGUGCCCGCCGCUCGACUGCGACGGGAAGGUCGCCUUCAGGCCGGACAAGAAGGCCUGCUGCAGGCAAUGCCCGGCAACGACGCCCCGUAGCAACGAAACCACCACCGCGUCGAGCGACCCCGCGCGCCUGCUGACGAUGAGGGACCAGGCCUUGCCGUCGACGCGGCGCACCGCGCAGCAGAUACUCGAUUCCGGUGGCUGCAAGUACCCCACGGGACCCUACGAGAACGGCAUGGAGUGGCAUCCCCGGGUGCACUCGCACGGCGAGGUCAAGUGCGUCAAGUGCCGUUGCAAGAACGGCGAGGUCAGGUGCGACAGGAAGCGCUGUCCACGGUCGCUCUGUAACUCGAUCGUGCAUCAGAUGAAGCGCGGCGAGCACGUGGCGGACGUCGACGACUGCUGCACGGCCCAGUGCGAGCACCGCGCGCGGCGUCACCAUCGUAACAGCCAUCAUCCGGCGCGGCGGCACUCGACGCCGCCGCGCGAGCUGAGCUGAGCCUGGUAGUUUCCCGGAGACGAGUCUGCCCCGGUCCACGAGGAGGAGGCUCCGUCGCGUGCCACCGUACCAAGUCAUCGUCGAGCGAUGACGAAGAUCGGACGCGACCGGCCAUUAUCCGUCGCGCGAUCGCGGUCUCUUCGCGUAUACACGACAUAUACGCCUUAUACAUAUACGACCCGAGGGGCCCUCGAGAGGACGGAAACGAAAAAUCAAACCGAACGGUUCUGUACACGCGCGCACGUAAAAAAUCGCGAGAGCUGGACUACAGGCGUGUUCAUCCGGAGAGGAUGAAUAUGUAUAGAGGCCGGAUUCAGGAAGGCGGAGGGAGGAAGAAGGCGAGCGGAGGAGAAUAAGAAAAA
Wasmannia auropunctata (little fire ant) is the source of this 3447-nucleotide messenger RNA. It is a transcript of the gene sog, whose product is annotated as dorsal-ventral patterning protein Sog. Gene Ontology annotation, biological process: multicellular organism development. Gene Ontology annotation, molecular function: protein binding. Bases 179 to 3085 code for a protein of 968 amino acids. The record is from RefSeq and is a predicted model, not a curated record. Lineage: Eukaryota; Metazoa; Arthropoda; Insecta; Hymenoptera; Formicidae. The transcript has 8 exons.